Beauveria bassiana ARSEF 2860 is the source of this 1098-nucleotide messenger RNA. RefSeq names its product PX domain-containing protein. NCBI's taxonomy places the organism in Eukaryota, Fungi, Ascomycota, Sordariomycetes, Hypocreales, Cordycipitaceae. Bases 1 to 1098 code for a protein of 365 amino acids. Gene Ontology annotation, biological process: vesicle fusion; Golgi to vacuole transport; intracellular protein transport. Gene Ontology annotation, cellular component: endomembrane system; SNARE complex. Gene Ontology annotation, molecular function: SNAP receptor activity; phosphatidylinositol binding; SNARE binding. The transcript has a single exon. The record is from RefSeq and is a predicted model, not a curated record.
AUGGCGCCGCCCCCGGAGAUUGCCAUUCCAUCCACGAGCAUCUCGGACGAGGGCUCAGGGAAGCCAUAUACACUAUACAACAUCACUCUGCGGCUGCCGCUGCGGUCGUACGUCGUGCAGAAGCGCUACUCGGACUUUAACAACCUGCACCAGGCGCUGCUCCAACAAGCCGGCGCGGAGCCGCCUCAGCCGUUGCCAAAGAAGUACUGGCUCAAGUCGACAGUCAAAUCGCCGGACCUGACCCGCGAUCGCCAAGUCGGCCUCGAGCGCUACCUCAAGGCGAUUGCGGAGGCGCCCGAGCGGCAGUGGCGCGAUACCUCGGCGUGGCGGGCAUUCCUCAACCUUCCCAACUCCAGCACCACAAAUUCAGCCGCCUCAGCGGGCGGACGGGCGGCCAACGUCGCUUCCGGUGCCGCCGACCCUGCGGCGUGGCUCGAGCUACACAAGGAGCUCAAGCAGCACCUUCACGAUGCGCGGAUCGCGCUGUCGAAACGAGACGGCGCCGCGGACAGUGGCAACAUGACGGCGGUGGCCGAGGCCGCGGCGUCCGCCCGCAAGUCGAUCGUCCGCGGCGGCACGCUGAUUGUGCGCCUUGCAGAAGGCCUCAGGAAACUGCAGGAAUCGGGCCGCAUCGGCGACGGUGAGCUGCGGCGCAGGCGCGAUCUCGUGUCAACGGCCAAGAUGGAGCGGGAAGGCCUCGACAAGCUGGCGAAUAGCAUGCCAACCAGCGCUGGCAACAGCAGCAGCGGCGCGCGCGGCGGAGGCGGCCUGGCCGCGUCAUCCCCAGAAAAGGCGAAGCUGCUCAACGGCGCGCGCCCCGGUGGCCGUCGCCUCGGCGGCGGCGCCCCGGCCUCGGAGACAGACAAGACGCGUGAGCUGGACAACCAGGGCGUAUUGCUGCUGCAGAAGCAGGAGAUGGAGACGCAGGAUCUGCAGCUCGACCAGUUGACGGCCAUUAUUCGGCGGCAAAAGGAGAUGGGCCUGCAGAUCAACGAGGAGGUGGAGCGACAGACGCAGAUGCUCGACGUGCUCGACGAGGACGAGGCGCGCGUUCGCGGCAAGCUGGGUGUCGCCAACAAGCGUAUUCAGAAGAUGUGA